UUUUCUUUCCUGUCACCAGCUAAGUUUCCUGACUUCGUGCAGUGUGCAGAGAAAAAGAUUGUGCGUCUGGUGCAGGUGAAGCACGCGCGUACCGCAGUGGAUUGAAUAGGUGCAAAUUACGAAGAAUAUUCCAGCAACGCGGAGGUCCGGACACACCUUACCCCCUGCUAGCCUCGUGCGGAAGAACUGUGACGGAAUCGUUUUUUGUGGCGUGAAGUAUAAUUUGCAACUCGCGUAGCCCGUAAUAACGCACCGUCAUCAUGGAUGAGGAAUACGACGCGAUUGUGCUCGGUACCGGCCUGAAGGAGUGCAUCCUCAGUGGAAUGCUGUCCGUGUCGGGCAAGAAAGUGCUGCACAUCGAUCGCAAUAAGUACUACGGCGGUGAGUCUGCCUCGAUUACGCCCCUCGAGGACCUGUUUUCGCGAUUCGGCGUCGAGCUGCCGGAGGGCAAAUAUGGCCGCGGUCGCGACUGGAACGUCGAUCUGAUUCCCAAGUUCCUGAUGGCCAACGGGCUGCUGGUGAAGCUGCUGAUACACACGGGUGUGACCCGUUAUUUGGAGUUCAAGUCGGUCGAGGGAAGCUACGUGUACAAAGGUGGAAAGAUCUCCAAAGUUCCGGUCGACCAGAAGGAAGCUCUCGCUUCCGAUCUGAUGGGUCUGUUCGAGAAGCGUCGUUUCCGCAACUUCCUUAUCUACGUACAGGACUUCGUGGCCGAGGAUCCGAAGACAUGGAAAGACUUUGAUCCUUCCACCAAGGACAUGCAGGCUCUGUACGAGAAGUUCGGCCUCGAGAAGAGCACCCAAGAUUUCACCGGCCAUGCCCUGGCCCUGUACCGGGACGACUCGUAUCUGACCGAACCGGCUAUCAAAACGAUCAAUCGCAUUAAGCUGUACUCGGACUCGCUGGCACGUUACGGGAAGUCGCCGUAUCUGUACCCGAUGUACGGAUUGGGCGAACUGCCACAGGGUUUCGCCCGGCUGUCGGCCAUCUACGGUGGCACGUACAUGCUGGAUAAGCCGAUCGAUGAGAUUGUGUACGACGCCGACGGUAAGGUCGUUGGCGUACGCUCCGGCGAGGAGGUGGCCAAAUGCAAACAGGUUUACUGCGACCCAACAUACGUACCGAACAAGGUACGCAUCUCAGGAAAGGUGAUCCGCUGCAUUUGCCUGCUGGAUCAUCCGAUCCCCAACACGAAGGAUGCACUGUCCACGCAGAUUAUCAUUCCACAGAUGCAGGUCGAUCGUAAGUCGGACAUCUACGUAUCGCUUAUCAGUUCGACGCACCAGGUGUCGGCCAAGGGCUGGUUCAUUGCCAUGGUUUCGACCACAGUCGAGACCGCCAAUCCGGAGGCGGAGAUCAAGCCCGGUCUCGAUCUGCUCGGCCCGAUCGCACAAAAGUUCUUGUCCAUCACGGACUACUACGAACCCACCGACGACGGUCUGCAGUCGCAGGUGUUCAUCUCGCAAUCGUACGACGCCACCACUCACUUCGAGACGACCUGUUUGGACGUGCUGGACAUUUUCAAGCGCGGCACAGGCGAGGACUUUGACUUUUCCAAAAUUAAGCAGGAGCUUGGUGACGAGGAGCAGUAAGACCGCUCCUCUGCGCUGAUGAAGCGUGCGUGUGUGCUGCGUAUUAAAGAGAUAAACACAUCGAGGCGGGACUGUGGUGGAUGGAGUUAGAACGAAAAAUGCUUCUACUCUGAAUAAUUCGGUUCCUUCAUUCCGAAGUUAAAUGAUGCAAACAAAAACGUAUAAAGAAAAGUUGCAAGCUGAAGGGAAACAUAACGUUCAGCCAUCAUUUAUCAAUCAUUAUACCUCUAGGGCUUUUUUAUAAACUUUCUUAUGUUACAUUAUGCUUCGAAUCAUCAUGAGAGCAGUUGCCGAUUUUCCAUGCGGCAUCCGGCAAAGAAGAAGAAGAAAAAGAAGAAGAAGCUUCCGAUGCUGUGAGUGAAAAAAACUGUCACGAUUAUUUACUUUAAAUUGUUUGCGACUCUGAAUCGUAUUGCCCCCGAAGUUUUGUUUUUUCAAAUGUCUGUAACGAAACGUAUUCGCAUGUACGGCAAGUGGCAAUGAAGAUGAAAUCUCCUUACGAAGGAACAGAAAUGAGAAAAAAGGCAAAAAAGGAUCGGCAUCCAAGAUCGAUGAACGUCCAUUCUAGUAGUCUUGUUUGGAACGAUCGAAACAUACGCUAUUAUACAUUAUCUCUAUAAAAGAAAUGAAAAAUAAUCAAUAACAAACCAACCAAAAACACACUCAAACAUGUUGAAUAAUCGAGCUGCAAAUACA
Molecule: messenger RNA, 2288 nt
Organism: Anopheles coustani
Lineage: Eukaryota; Metazoa; Arthropoda; Insecta; Diptera; Culicidae
Gene: Gdi
Product: rab GDP dissociation inhibitor alpha
Exons: 3
Coding region: 261-1592 (443 amino acids)
Biological process (GO): small GTPase-mediated signal transduction; protein transport; vesicle-mediated transport
Cellular component (GO): cytoplasm
Molecular function (GO): Rab GDP-dissociation inhibitor activity
Source: RefSeq, a predicted model, not a curated record